Messenger RNA from Colletotrichum truncatum, 1929 nucleotides. Its product is annotated as saponin hydrolase precursor. Lineage: Eukaryota; Fungi; Ascomycota; Sordariomycetes; Glomerellales; Glomerellaceae. The record is from RefSeq and is a predicted model, not a curated record.
AUGAAGAUCUUUAUUCUCCAUGCUAUCGUGGGAUUGCUAAAUCAUUCCAUCACCACUACCGCUUCUCCUCAUCAUGCUUUGAGCCCACGUGACACCAACUUCAUCCCACCACCGCCUAAGCCAGAGCCAAUAGAGCUGGUCCGUCUACCACUACCUCCAGGCAUCUCCUCCAAUACACCGGGCUCUUGUGAUGAAAGGGCAAAUCCACGAAGAACCGGGUGUAUGCGUGUCAAGAGCGAGCGCGACUUCCAGUCCGGGAGUUUCCUCCCUGACGGAAAGCAUGUUCUUGCACUUGUGCCGUUUAUCGGAGCGCCCCCUGCGCCCGAACCGGCCAGCAUUUAUAAUGGCUCGCAAAUCAUCAUCAUCAAGACUGAUGGCACGUACUUCCCUAAUGGUGAUAGCUGGAAAUGUAUCACCUGUGGCAUACCGGUCGAGAAUGCCAUCGGACGAAGCACAGCUAUGGACUACCCACAAGCCUUCAUCGAUGGCAAGCGUAUCUUGUUUGGGACCAACAUUGCUGACUGUGGGAAUCACCUGCUCACCAGUGAGGAAUGUACCCCGGACAAGACGCACAUAUAUCCCAUCCGAUGGAACACCAGCCCAGAUGGCAGUGGCUCAGGAGGAGCCAUCAGAGAACUUCGACUCCAUCCCGACAAUGUCCAUCUAGGGUUCAGUUCAUUCACCACCGGUGCUAAGCUGGGACAGUUCGGCUACUUUUCUCGUUUACAAUUUAACCCAAAGCCAACAACUGGCUUGCCACUUGCCCCGAGGUACGACCUGCUCAACGUCUACAGAAUGUACCGGGAAAACGGCCCUAACACGUUGUCGAUUCGUGGAGACCAGUUGUACAUCAAUGAGAGCGCUGUCGUUGUUGGUGAGCUUCGAGGGUUCAGCGGCCGUGGUGACGAAAUUGUUUAUGUCGGCAAUCCUGUCGAAUCAUCUAACUUGGAUGUGUUUGCUGCAAAUAUGCAGACCGGCCGGGUGCGCCGCAUAACUGCUCACCCCGAGUACGUCGACCCCAUUGACCACUCCCCCGAUGGAAGAUGGUGGGCCAUCAUGGACACACGUGAUACCGACCGGCAGAUGUUUCUCUCCGGCAUGCGCAAUGUGCCUCCUAUCACCGAUCUGGUUACAACAUUGGUGACGUCGGCCACUCGGAAUAACGGACAGCGGCGCUUCUUCGUGCCUUACCUUCUCGAUAACGCUGGUGACAGGCAGAACUACUACGGUCAGAAAAUCAAUGGUCCUGGCUUUAGCGCUCCUGGCAGUGGUGACUUCAGAGAUCCUGAAUGGAACGGGCAGGCGGAUCCUCGCUGGUCUCCUGAUUCCACGCAGCUGGUUUAUUGGGAGGCUCAUGUUGAGUUCCCGGCCUGCGGCGGUGCGAACCCGCUGCCGUGCUAUUCAUCCAAGGAGCCCGACGGCAAGGACAUUCGCAUCAUCUUGGCUAAAUUCACUGGCCGCAAGCCUUCCAAAUAUGUGCCUGUGGCCCCUGUCCCGGAUGAAAUUCCCUGGGGUGAGCUCUACGUCCCAGGGAGCGCCGAGCCGGAGCGAACAGCCUUGAAACCUGGCCGCUUCACUCUCCAAGCUAGAGUGUCGGGUUAUGCUGACGUUCGCAUCGAUCAUACUGUUGAGUCAACUGAGCCGAAUCAGGUUGCUGUCACUUAUCAUAAUUACUCGGACGAUGGUAUAACAUUCCUCAACGGCUGGGAAAAUGUUACUAGCAUAAUCAAGAGUCCCACCCUCAACCAUGUUGAUUGGUACUCUGACUUGGUGCAAGUGGGAUCUCGGGGCAUCCGUAACACCAAAAAGACGAGUGUUGAUGGCUUCCAUUUGGACAUUGACGUGCUGACCAAUUUCUUCAAUGCUAAUGGCACGAUGACUACCACCAUUGGAGAUAAGGUGUACAAGCAGCCUCUGAACAACGCCUAG